Anopheles moucheti is the source of this 1560-nucleotide messenger RNA. It is a transcript of the gene spict, whose product is annotated as magnesium transporter NIPA2. Gene Ontology annotation, cellular component: membrane. The record is from RefSeq and is a predicted model, not a curated record. The transcript has 2 exons. Gene Ontology annotation, biological process: magnesium ion transport. The coding region runs from base 265 to 1380 and encodes 371 amino acids. Gene Ontology annotation, molecular function: magnesium ion transmembrane transporter activity. NCBI's taxonomy places the organism in Eukaryota, Metazoa, Arthropoda, Insecta, Diptera, Culicidae.
AUCAAAGCGUAAACAAAACAUUCAGCGAGCAGAAUCUGUUUGGAACUAAAAUAAAAGUCCACACUUCUCCACUUACUUCUGUGCGUUAUUUUUCCGCGUUCUUCUACUGUUAUAUUUUUUAUCGUUUUGUGCGGUACAUUCCGAAAAUGUGUAACCCAUUGUGACGUAGUGCAUCGACAAUCAUAACCUGCAGAAAGCGAAUCAUCACCACCCUACAAAGGGCAAGAGGAAUCAAUUAAGGGGUCAUCACAAACAACGUGAAAAAUGCCUUCCCCCCAGCAAGGGUCGCUCCUGUCCCAGAAAGCCCCUCCGAGCAUCGACGAACUGUACAUGGAGCGCGAUUUCUACAUAGGCCUAGGGUUGGCCCUGUCCAGCAGCAUUUUCAUUGGAUCUAGCUUUAUCAUCAAGAAAAUUGGUCUCCUGCGGCUGUCCCGGGUCGGAUCGGUCCGUGCCAGUGCCGGUGGGUUUGGCUACCUACGCGACUGGAUCUGGUGGGCCGGCCUUAUCUGCAUGGGCGUUGGAGAGGCGGCCAACUUUGCAGCUUAUGCUUUCGCGCCGGCUUCGCUCGUUACGCCGCUGGGGGCACUCAGCGUGAUUGUGGCCGCCGUCAUGGCGUCCAAGUUUCUCAAGGAACGAUUGAACCUGCUCGGCAAGCUUGGCUGCUUUCUAUGCAUAGUUGGAUCGACGAUCAUCGUCAUACAUUCACCGAAAGAGGGCGAAGUGGAGGAUCUUAACCUUCUGAUGGAUAUGCUGCAAGAUCCAACCUUCAUUACGUACGUUGUGCUGAUUCUUGCCCUGUCACUGUUCAUCGGAUGCUGCGUUGGACCGCGAUAUGGUCACAAGCACGUCACCGUGUACAUCCUGCUGUGUUCGGCUAUCGGCAGCCUUACGGUAAUGUCCUGCAAAGCGCUCGGACUCGCCCUGCGCGAUACCCUCUCCGGCAAGUCGAACGAUUUCGGCAUGUGGCUUCCAUACUUCCUCAUCAUUGUGACGGUCGUGUUUGUGGGCAUACAGGUGAACUACCUCAACAAAGCGCUGGACAUAUUCAACACAAGCAUCGUGACACCGAUCUACUACGUCAUCUUUACGACGCUGGUCAUUACGGCAUCGGCGAUUCUUUUCAAGGAAUGGCGCCACAUGCGUGCCGAAGACAUUAUCGGCGAUUUGUGCGGAUUUUUCGUCGUGAUCGUCGCAGUGAUACUGCUGAAUGCGUUCCGCGAGAUGGACAUUAGCUUGAGCGAUGUGAAAGGUAUUAUGCGACCGAAGCGGGAACUGUUGCACUCAUCACACAAGGGUGCUCAGUACGAGGACUAUCUGAACGACAACGAAGAACGAGGCCCACUGAAGCCACAGUACGGCACGAAUUAUCUGAAUGCGUAACGGCAAACGAAUGGCGUCCGCUCGGUGGGCGAUGGCGCUAGCAAUGUGUUACAUUUUGUACGGGAAACAGCCAAGUUGAACUUGAAGCAAGUGUAAAAAGACCAAAUAUUUAGGACAGCUUCAACUAAAUUAUAAACGAAUGAAGAUACACAGAAGGUUAUUGUUUUGGAGAAUACUAUU